GCUCCGUGAAACUGUGCUUCGUGCAACGGUUGUAGAUCGAAUGGAACUUUCAUACCUUACACAACUCGAUUCGCGGGCGUAUGCUAAAGUUAAGUGACUGGAGUGAAAAACUUGCAGGAGAAAAAAUGAUUUAAAAGUGUGUUUCAAUAUUUCGCGUGUGAUAGUCGCGCCUGAGGUGGGCGAAUUUCUCCCGGAGAGACCAGAGAAAGAAAGGAAGAGAAUUAUGUGACAACGGAUGAUGUUCACACCAGGAGAUAGGCCAUUUUGCAAGACGUAAAGACACUAAAGCCGUACUUAGUUGGGGGAAGAAAGCACUGUGAACUCAAGUGAAAAAAAAGGAUAAAAGGGAAGCCAAGGAGAGUAGUUUUUAAGGAAUAACCCGUGCUCAAAAGCUGUGAUUAAAACCUCAUAUAGAGGGAGAGUUGUAAGGGACAGUGUGAGAAAUCCAGAUACACACCCCAAAAAAGGCCAUCACCCCGCGCAGCCCUCUUAAGUAAAUUAUUAAGUAUCAUCCUCGCAGGUGGAUCCCCUCGGCUAAGGGACAUUUUGGGACACCACGGCAGCGACACAGGCACUUUAAUUGCCACGGAGGGUCAGAGAAGAAAAAAAAAUCGACAAAGUGCUCGCAAUUUGUGUGCUCUUUCCCCAAGCUCGGAAAGCUCCACACACACACACACACACACGCGCAGGCAGAGUUCUAUAUCUGUGCAUAUAUCGCCCUGAGUGUACAUAGGGGGUUGCAUGGGCGCAGGCGCGAGGCUCGACACGAGAAGGUCUUCUCCUCGACGGGUCGCCAGUGUGCGUGAGCCGUAGUGAGUGUGGUGGUGAGAAUUUUGCUUUUCCGUGUCCCGCCCAACAUUUUUGCUAGUGCAAGGCGGAAAAUUGUCUGUUACGGCUGUCGUGUGUCGUGUAAAAGGGAAAUUUUUUCACCACCACCUUUGGUUGCCACUUGUACAACAUCCCAGCCAUCCAGAAUCGGUUCUCUCCUAAGCAUUAGUUCGCGCCCCAUCGCAAAGUCAUCUCCGCAGCACACUCCCUUUUUUCCCAACCAAAAAUAAUUUCACCACAGAAAGCCACCCCGCCCAGCCGUGCGGAGUCGAGAAUCAAAACAGUAUAUAUAGUGUCAAAAAAGAAAAGCUCCAUUUCACGCUACUAAAAAGCCCCAGUGCAAUGGAGGCGAUUAGUGGGGACACUUUGGCAAAGCCGAUGAUGGAACUGAGCGCAGAAUGAAGGGCCAUUUGCACCUCUGAGAGUGUCCUUUUCUUCAGGCCCCCUUGAGAAAACGCCCUCGCGCGAGAGACUGUGGACUUUCUCCGUCUUGGCACAAAAAAUGGAGUACCCAAUUCAUCUGUGUGCAGAUCAAUAUGUGAUGCUGAACACUAAUUGGGAGAAGUGUGUUCGGUGAGAUGAGCUUCUCUAUGAAACAAUUGGGGUGACAAGAGUGCAUUCAGGGGGGGCGCAAGGCACAUUGUCGUCAAGAGAUAUAAACCUACAUAGCACGGCACCCGUAUAAUACGUCUGGCAUUGGGGGUGUUGCGAUAUUUCAUCCCCCGAAGACCACACGAGAGAGGCUGCAAGUGGAUUAAGCGACACUGACAAGGUACACACCGAGUGAUCAACAUGCACCUAUUGAAGGAUACACUUCUGUCGAAAGCCCAAUUCGGAGCACUCUGGGUGGUACUUACCUUCGUCAUAUUUGUACCCCCGUCAAGGAGGCUGGCACUUGUCGAUGCUGCCACCGGGGGUGGAAGUAUGCUGGGCGACGUCAACAUAUCGGCUAUUCUGGACUCCUUCAGUAUUAGCUAUGACAAAAGAGUAAGACCAAACUAUGGAGGACCUCCGGUAGAAGUUGGAGUCACCAUGUAUGUGCUGUCCAUAAGUUCGCUGUCUGAAGUCAAAAUGGACUUUACACUGGAUUUCUACUUUCGCCAAUUCUGGACGGAUCCACGAUUGGCGUAUAGAAAGCGACCCGGUGUUGAAACGCUUUCCGUCGGCUCCGAAUUCAUCAAAAAUAUAUGGGUACCUGAUACAUUUUUUGUAAAUGAAAAACAGUCGUACUUCCAUAUCGCAACAACAAGCAAUGAAUUUAUAAGAAUUCAUCAUUCAGGUUCCAUAACUAGAAGUAUUCGUCUCACAAUCACAGCAUCCUGUCCAAUGAAUCUUCAGUAUUUCCCAAUGGAUCGACAGCUAUGUCACAUAGAAAUAGAGAGCUUCGGUUACACAAUGCGAGAUAUCCGUUACUUCUGGAGAGAUGGCCUAAGUAGUGUUGGAAUGAGCAGCGAAGUCGAACUUCCGCAAUUUCGAGUUUUAGGACACAGGCAGAGGGCGACCGAAAUUAACCUAACCACAGUCGGAUACACAAUGAGAGAUAUCCGAUAUAAGUGGAACGAGGGUCCCAAUUCGGUUGGUGUCUCGAGCGAAGUGUCUCUACCCCAAUUUAAGGUUUUAGGACACCGACAGAGGGCAAUGGAGAUCAGUCUUACCACAGGAAACUACUCACGACUCGCGUGUGAAAUCCAAUUUGUGCGAUCGAUGGGAUACUAUCUCAUUCAGAUAUACAUCCCAUCGGGAUUGAUUGUGAUCAUAUCGUGGGUAUCGUUCUGGCUCAACAGGAACGCCACGCCAGCCAGAGUUGCUCUCGGUGUUACCACAGUGUUGACCAUGACAACACUCAUGUCGUCUACAAAUGCAGCUCUGCCGAAAAUAUCCUACGUUAAAUCCAUUGACGUUUAUUUAGGAACGUGUUUCGUCAUGGUUUUCGCUAGUUUACUGGAAUACGCCACGGUCGGCUACAUGGCGAAGCGCAUUCAGAUGCGCAAACAACGAUUUAUGGCAAUCCAGAAGAUUGCCGAGCAGAAGAAGCUGCAAGUAGACGGCGGCCAGCCGCCACCGGGCGGCGGUGGCGGCGGCGGUGAUCAUGGACAUGGCCAUGGCCAUGGACACAGCCAUGGGCACAUCCAUGCACCGAAACAAACAGUGAGUAGCCGCCCAGCUGGUUUUUCAAGUGUGCAACCAAACGUUGGAUCGCGCGGUUGCUCGAUAGUGGGACCCUUGUUCCAGGAGGUGCGCUUCAAAGUCAACGAUCCCAAGGCUCACUCGAAGGGUGGCACCCUCGAGAACACAAUCAAUGGCGGUCGCGGCGGCGCAGCAGGACCAGGCGGCGGAGAUCGCGGCGGCGGCGGCGGCGGUGGCGGCGGCAGCGGCAGUGGACCCGAUGAGGAGGCCGGCGGCGGACCAUCACCUCCUCACCUCAUUCACCCGGGAAAGGAUAUAAAUAAGCUUCUAGGAAUAACACCGUCUGAUAUUGACAAGUACUCUCGAAUAGUCUUUCCCGUGUGUUUUGUGUGCUUCAAUCUUAUGUACUGGAUAAUUUAUCUGCAUGUCAGCGAUGUAGUGGCCGAUGAUUUGGUGCUCCUGGGUGAAGAUAAAUAGAUAAGAUAUAGCGAAAAGAAAAACUCCACCCGCAUAAGAACUGAAGUUCUCAUUCUACACGUUAAAGAUUACACUAGACAUGAAAAUUCAAGAACACUUUUUUAUAUCAAAAGAGACAAAAGUUUACAAAAAAAAAAUCCAUUGAGUCAUCCCGAUGUGCUUUUCUGUUAAGAUUUAAAAUGCCCGGUACCAAAAUUGAUAAAACUUGUAAUAAUGAAAAGGAAAAACACUUUUCAAGUGCUCUGCUCUUUAAAGAAGAACAAAUAUUUUUUAAUUUUUCUCUUUUCGUGGAAACCAAAAAAUUGCGAGAUAAAUUAACUUUGUGUGGUGUAAGAAUUUGCUUCCAACUAAGAUGCCAAAGAUAUUUAAAAGAAAGAAAAAAAACGACGUUAUAAGAUUUGUGUUCAUGAGACAUUUCGCGCUCUCUAUGUAAAAUUCUCUUUUUUCUAUUAAUGAGUGAAAUCCUGCACAAAUCUCGAAUAUUGCAGCACACUUUUCUCUCUUAUAUCACACAAUUUUUCACACGCAUCGGGAUGUGAAUUAUUGCCAAAAAUCCAAUUUAUUGCAUUUGAGAGUGGUCCAACAUUCAUUGCAAUCCGCUUAAGUCAUCGAAGGCAAAAAUCUUCUCUUUUUUAUCACACCACACGUAAAAUCUAAUUUCUAAAAAUAAAUAAAGAAAUAAAAUUCUCUCGAUAAUGUGGGAAAUCCAGGAUGAACUUGAAAACGCCAGUGGAUUUUUCUCAUCGAGUUCAUUUGUGAUUGAAUAUCCAGAAACGCUUUACCCCAAGUGUAGCCUUGAGGUUAGGUUCACAAGAGAGUGUCGUAAACAUACCCUCAGAGCACCUUGGCUCAAACCCGACAAAAAGAAGUAAAAAAGAAAAACACGUUAAGCAAAAACAAAACACGGAAUCAAAAGAAUUAAUCAGAAAUAGAUUUGCAGAGAGAGCCAUGCCAGGAUAUUCGGUGGGGAAGACGUGACAAAAAUGUGAUGAUAUAUUUGAGUUGAAGGAGUAAACGGUCUUUCAGCUCCGCGAGAGACGCGCGCGCGCGAUUGUCAGGCGGAACGUCCGAAGUCCCUCAUUGCACCUCACCACAAAUCGUCAAGUAAUUAACAAAACAUAGACGUGUUAGAAUUUCAAGAGUCCCCGCCAAAGUCAUCAAUCAAAAUGUAUCAUUGAGAUUUAGAUGUAAAAAAAAAGAAAGAAAGUCACAUUUCAGACUGCAAAAUCCUCCUUCCGCGGUUUGCUCAAUUUAACGCAAUCAUUCUUACUAAUGGACUUCUUUUGCUGUUCUCUUAAGAGUCACUCUAUUUUCUUCAAAAAGCGAUCUGAAUGGGGGCUAAGAAAAAUAGGGGGGGGGGUCAUAAAUUUUCAUGACAAAUAAAACUGGGAGUAAUUUCACAAGGAAAACUCCGCGAAAUGCUCCACAAUCUCUCUUAUCUAUUAUGAGAGAAAGAGAGAGAGACAGAUUUUCUACUCUACUUAAGUCACAUACACACACAACUUAAUCAUUUCUUUGAGUGUCGUACGUCUUUUUCUCGGUAAACAAGUAAAAAUUUUUCUUUCGGUUUUUAAAGAAGACAAGAAAGUAACCUUAGGAAAAUACGGGGCGAGCGAAAAAUGAAACGAGGGGACAAAAGUAGAUUACUUAGAGUAAAAUUAAAAGGCAGGGUAUUAUAGGAAAAAAAAACCAUGAUAAAUUAUCCUUCAUGUUUGCAUUGAACCUUACAAAUAAGGGAAAUAUUCACGAACGAGCACUUGAGGUUUUUCACACUAUAAUAAAAAUGACGAUGAGACAAUUGUUAUGUGGAAAUAUGAAAUGAAAAAAAAAAUGAAGAAAAAAAAUUCAUUGUAAGUUGUGAAAUGCGCAAAAAAUGAAUUUUGAGUCGCCUCAGCUAAAAGAAAAAAAAGGUGAGAAAAAAGGACAGCCAAUUGAGAAAAUGUGUAUCCAGGUGAUGAAGCAGACUUAGUGCUAAUAGUAGGACAAUUAAAAUGAACAAUUGAUAUGAUUAAUGCACCCUGAAAACACACAUUACCACACCAGUUUAUGUAAAGUCAAGUUACAUUACAAAAAAAAUGUAUAUUACAUAGCGAUUAUUAUUAGUAAAUUUACUACACACGAAAUCACACGAAAGUGAAAGUAAUCUAAAGAAAAAAAACUAUACAAUGCUAAUAUAUUAAUAUUAUAUAUUGAAUAAAAGAAGUGAAAAACACCUACAUAUUAUAUAAUCGUAUAUAUACAUUUAUGUAUAAAAAAGAUUGAACGGAAUUCCAAAUGUAGAUGACUCAAGCCCAAUAUGGCGCUGGCAUGGCGCGCGCUUCCUUUGACAGCUGUCAAACGCAGCGCACGUCUUGUCAGCGUGUGAAGUUUAGCUGUCAAAUUUAUUUUAAGCGCAGAACAACCAUCCAAGUCUUUCUUUACUAUGGAAUAAAAAAAAACCACUAUAUAACUACAAAAAAAUCUCAUUUCACGUUUAAUGUAAAAUGAUCAUUGAAAUUAUUAACAAAAUAAAAAGAAAACUGCACACAAAUUCAUUGUAGAUUUAAAAAAAAAAUAAAAAUCACGCUACAAGAUAUUAAAAAUGAAAAAUUCUAAUAGAGAUGAUCGCAAUACUCAAACUCAUUAUUUCACCAAAAAAUGAAAUGUAAAUUUUAUAUAGAUAUUAAAAGAUGCAAGGAAGUUAAAUGAAGAAGAGAAAAAAAAACAGUCACGAGGAAGCUGAGGAAAUACCAUUUUAUCAAGUCCUUUGAAUCAAUGUGCAAGUUAGGGAAAAAAAAAUUACUAAUGACUAAAUGAUGAGGAAAUAUGACAGAAAAAGAUAUAUUUAAAAGUUUAAGCAAUAUCUUUUCAUACAUAAAAAAAAGUGGAAAAAAGUGAAGAAUAAGUAACCUAAUAAAUUAUGAAGAAAAAAAAAAUAAUAAAAAGUAAUAUUAAACGUAUUUAAAAGUUAUUAUAAAGGGUAAAAAAAGAAAGAAGGAAAUCUAAUGAGGAGAUGAGAAAAAUUAAUAAGGCACGUUGAUUCUGAAGCCACUUUAUAUAAAGAGAAGAAGAAAAAAAACGUAUUGGAUGUAAACGUAUAGGGGAUCCCCUAGGCGAUGACACUUUGUCAGGUUCUCAACAACAACAAAAACAACCACUCGGAAAAUGGUUAUCAUUCUUGUUCACGCGAUCACACGCAUUGAAGCUCUGAACCUGGCCGCGUGAUCACCACCUAAGGCGGUGCCUGUUUAUGUCUGCUACAAACGAAAUUCUAAAUUUAAAUAUAAAAUAUAACAUAAUUAUAUGUAGAUAUUACACACAUGAAAAUAUACCUACAAUAUUAAUUUAAUAUUAUUUGUAAGGUGAAAAUGAUGAAGAAAAAAAAUCUACCAAUUACAAGACGUGAAGUUAUGUUAUCGAAGAAGAAGAAAAAAAAACAACCAAAUAUGAAACUUCUUUACUUUGGUGGGACUUUUUAAAUUUUUGCUAAACCAUUAAAAUCGGUGAAAGAAAAAAAAAACUCUGUUCUCGCUUAUCAUCUUCUCUGUGCGCAUUCAUUUCAUAUAUAUAGACAUGUUUUCGGAAAACAUACUCCCCUUUUUACCCACAUGUUAUGGCUCUGAGUUUCCAAUGAUCCAAUGAAUAGUUGGUGAAAGUUAAAAUGUCCCACUCAAGCAAAGUUGAACACAAUUUUCCCUCAACCCCAUGAAUUCCCCCAUCAAACCAUGAGUGAGCAAAACUUGUGAAGAAGGUGAGAAAAAUUCCAAGAAGAACUCCAUUUUAUUCGGCGAAAGAAAAAAUCCUUAUUUUCUAUAUACAAUCCAAAAUGUCCAUCAAAAAAACACACUCAUGGAGCGAAGCUAAAAAAUUCUAAGGGAAAGUCAAGCAGAAGGUCGUGCAAUGUAAACCAAGACAAAACAAGAAGAAGAUAGUGAAGAAAAACAACAAAAAAUACCUAAAUGUGUUCUUUUAGUUGAUUUUUGUAUAAAAAAAAUGAAACUUUUUAAUGAGCUGAUGAACAAGCGAUGAAAAAAACAACUCUCAAAAAGGACAGUAAAUUUAAAUUUGUAAAUAUUAGAUGAAAAACAAUACACUAAUUUCACCCCUCCAAAGUAAAAAGGCAAAAAUUACUACAAAAAAA
Molecule: messenger RNA, 7552 nt
Organism: Phlebotomus argentipes
Lineage: Eukaryota; Metazoa; Arthropoda; Insecta; Diptera; Psychodidae
Gene: Rdl
Product: gamma-aminobutyric acid receptor subunit beta
Exons: 10
Coding region: 1621-3432 (603 amino acids)
Biological process (GO): chloride transmembrane transport; signal transduction; regulation of membrane potential
Cellular component (GO): membrane; neuron projection; synapse
Molecular function (GO): extracellular ligand-gated monoatomic ion channel activity; GABA-A receptor activity; chloride channel activity
Source: RefSeq, a predicted model, not a curated record